Arachis ipaensis is the source of this 3272-nucleotide messenger RNA. The record is from RefSeq and is a predicted model, not a curated record. NCBI's taxonomy places the organism in Eukaryota, Viridiplantae, Streptophyta, Magnoliopsida, Fabales, Fabaceae.
UCUUGGAAACCCAAGAAGAGGCAUGUGAAAAAGCAACAAAGAGAAAAGAAAUUGAAGUACAGUUAGUUAGUUAUAAACACUACAACUACUUUCAAGUUUCAACUUCUGCUUCUGCUUCUUCUGUUUCUGCUUCAUGCAUGCGUGCAAACACAGCACUUCUUUUUCUUUUCCUACCCUUUUUCUUUUUUCCCACAUUUUGUUUCUCUCUCUAAAUCCACUUUGAUUCUCUACAAUCCACAUCAGAUUCCCCCUCCUCUACAACCCCAUCUUUCUUCCAUCCUCUAACUUUCUCUUCAUUGCUUUCCAAGCCAAGAAUCUCACAGAUUCCUCUCCCUCAUCACCACCCUUCAACUACUACUACUAUUAACCAACCUUCCUUCUUUCUUUCAUUCCAUGGAACUUGUUUCCUACCUCUCAUUCUCCAACCUCUUUCUUCUUUCUCUCCCUCCUGUCCUUUUCCUUCCUCUUUCUUCACUUUUUCUUCUCUCAAAGUCUCUAUCUCAUAUAUGGCUCCUCCUUCAGAUAUCAAUCACUUUUCUCAUCCAUGUAUAUAUGGGGAUUAUAGUUCUUCACGCUCAGAGAGAAGGCCUAGUUUCAUGAAAUGGUUAAGUAAGCUUUUCAAAGGAGGGUCCAAUAGAGGAAGAGGUGGCCGUCGCCUGCAAGAACCGGACGAGGAAAACAUCGCUUGGCGCGCACCCCCUAGACCAUUUGAUGAUGGUUCUAGAGCUCAUAACAGGGAGAAUGAUGAUCUCGGCCAUGCGAUGUCACGAUCUUCAGCAGAAGAUUUAAAGCGACCAAAUGGAUAUAACUGGGGGACAGACAAUGAUGAUUAUGGAAAAGCACUUCAAGAUAGUUUGAACUCAUCUGCAUACCCUCCAUAUAAUGCUGCUCCAUAUUACCCCAGAGAUUAUAGAAAAAUAUGUGGAGGGUGUAACCAAGAGAUACUCUAUGGAAAUUGUUUGGGAUGCUUGGAUACUUAUUUUCAUCCAGAUUGCUUUCGUUGUCACGCUUGUCAGUAUCCCAUUACCGAGCGCGAGUUUUCUUUGUCAGGGAAGCAUCCAUAUCACAAGUCCUGUUUUAAAGAGUUGACUCACCCAAAAUGUGAAGUUUGCUUCCAAUUUAUUCCUAUAAAUGCUGCUGGAUUGAUUGAGUAUAGGUGCCACCCUUUUUGGUCCCAAAAAUACUGUCCAUCUCAUGAAUAUGAUUAUACAUCUCGCUGCUGCAGUUGCGAAAGAUUGGAGCCUCGGAAUGUAAAAUACUAUAGACUUGAAGAUGGAAGAAGUUUGUGCAUGGAGUGCAUGGAAUCUGCGAUAAUAGACACUGGUGAUUGCCAGCCUCUUUAUCAUUCUAUCAGAGAUUACUAUGAAGGGAUGAAUAUGAAAAUAGGUCAACAAAUUCCCAUGCUUCUUGUGGCCAGAGAAGCACUCAAUGAAGCUAUUGUUGGGGAGAAAAAUGCUGUUCAUCACAUGCCAGAAACAAGGGGCAUAUGCCUUUCAGAAGAGCAGACUAUCACCAGUAUACAUAGAAAGCCAAGACAUGGAGGCCAUCGACGAAUGACGAGAACUCAAAAUCAAAUGCUGGUUAGAAGAUGUGAAGUUACAGCAAUUCUUGUCCUAUAUGGUCUUCCAAGGCUACUCACAGGUGCCAUCCUUGCACAUGAGUUGAUGCAUGCAUGGUUAAGACUUAAAGGUUACCGCAACCUUAAUCCUGAAGUAGAGGAAGGUAUAUGUCAGGUUCUCUCAUACAUGUGGCUUGAGUCAGAAGUAAUGCCAUCAACAUCUGCAGCAGCAGCAUCAUCAUCUUAUCCUUCUUCAUCCUCCUCUUCCUCAAAGAAAGGAGCAAAGUCUCAUGUUGAAAACAAGUUGGGAGAGUUUUUCUUGAAUCAGAUUGCAAAUGAUUCUUCCCCUGCUUAUGGUGGUGGCUUUAGAGCUGCAAAUGAAGCUGUUAAUAAAUAUGGUUUACGUGCCAUUCUUGACCAUAUUCGUUACACUGGUCUUCUACCAGAGUAGUCAAAAGUCAAACUGAAAAGUGAGAACACAAGUUCAUCACUUAUUAUGGGUUGGAGAACUUUCUUUUUUAUUUUGAUUUAACAAGUGAUUGGUCUUGUAUGGUUUAAAACUCAAGACACAACCUUGUAGGCUUGUAUUCAACAAGUUUUACUUCCAUUGAGCAAAAGAGAAACAAAAAUGUUUCUUGAUCUAUGUUGACAAUGUUGAUCAACAUUUCUCUUAUAAACAUAUUCUGCAUAAAAUUUCUAAUUCACAACAAAUUUGUUCCCAACUAAGAUUCCACUUGAGAUUAAUUGUUAUUUGUAAGAAAAAGAUUUCCUCUAAAUGACAACUCUUGAAACUACUCAUAAUAUGAAUGUAAGACAAUGUACUCUAACUAAAAUGACAUGUAACUACUAACUAUAACUACUCUAUUAGUAAGAAUAGGUCACUUCUGAAAUAACGAUCCUUCUUGAGGGAAAAAACAGCAAUGCUGGACAACACUGAAAGCCUACAAUCACAUGGAUAUCUUCAACUUCAUCUGGUGAACAAAGACAGUAUAUAGAUUCCAUGUGCAAAAACUGUCUCCUUAAGGCAUUCAGUUGCUGAUAUUAUAGUUCAUUCCAAUACUCUGUCUUCCAGAGAGAGCAAGCGCAAGACAGAGAAGACCACAUGAGAAUACAAGACUGCUAACGGGUAAAUAUUAAAUGUUCUUGAUGAUCUGUACAGGGAAAAAUUGCAAUCCCCACAGCAGCAUCACAAAAUUGCCACCAUGCGAACCCAUGAAAUAUAAUCAACUUAAAUCAGUAUAACUUACGAACUUAAAUCAGUAUAUAACUUUAUCGACUUAAUUGUAUCUCGGAACUCCAAAGCAGAAUUGUGCGAUUAUGCAGAAAUGUCGGCUAAAAGCUUCUUCAGUGUAUCGUAGGUCAUAAAGCAAAUGCCUACACCAGGCACCACCUUGUAGUAUUCAGGCAAAAUUCCUCUGUAUAGACCUCGCAGACCUUCAGUCCGAAUAAUGUGCCUGAACAUACCAAAGAGGCCCAUUGUAUACACACGGGCUCGCCCACCAGCCCCUUCCAGUUGCUUCCGGCGCCUCACAAGAUCCAAGGGAAAUGUUGCUGCAUAUUACAUAACAGAUGAAUUGAACCAUAUCCAUUCUUGUAAGAAAUUCAAUUUAGCACAGGAUUGUAUUGUAGAUGAGAUCAUAACUUGUUCAUAUUAGUCAUCAAAUUUGAUAAAACCAUAAAACAAUUGUAAAGAAAAUAAGCAUUCAACAAAUCC